AUCCCCUGACAGCGGGGACACACGGGGGGUCACGGGAGCGGCGACUCGUCAAUGGGAAACGUCCAUCACCCUCAUUUGAAUGUCAGACCUGGGCAUGUAUGGAGAAAGGUUAGAGUACAGAUACACAGGACGUGUGGACAAUAUGGGCUCACAUUAUAGAUUCAUGAGUGUAAAGGGUGUUAGUGUUAGCGUAGCCGUGUGAUGUGUAGGGCCUUUCAUACGUGUGACGGCAUCUGUGAGUUUUGCGGGCAGACGCAGGUGAACGGACCGGACCAUGGGAGCGAGGCGUGGAGCUAGCCGGGACUGAAUCCACCUGUGUCCGGGUCACACAGAGCGGUGUAUCGAUGGCCAGGUUUGGUAACGCCAGGCAAGAGGACAAAACCACGGCAGGGAAGAAGGGAUCUGAAAAGGUGAAACACAGAGCGUCUCAGCCCUUUGAGAAGAUAUCGGGAUGGGACUUCAUCACAGAGUUUGACGACUUGAGUUUGGACGUAUGGGCGAAACAAACCUCCCAAAACAGACAGAGUAACACCAGACGAAAUGAGAAGAUCCCUGCGAAGUACCUCUGUACCACUGAGACUAGAUGCUCGGGGCUGCAGAGUCCGGCGGAGUUCUGUACAGUAACCAUCGCUGACGAACUCAAACAGACCACACAACUCAUCAACCAUGACGCCGGGCACAGGGACGACUUCACCAUCCAGAAACGUGCAAUAGAGAAGGAGCUGGUGGCACAAAGAGGCACCAGAUCUGACCAUCACAAUGGGAAAAAUCAAUCAACAAAAUCAUCACCAGCGAAGAAUGAUAGUUCGAAUUCUAGACUAACCCAUAAUGGGUCCACAAAACAUGAACAUCUAGAUGGGCAGAGAGGAUCUUUCAAUUCUUCUACAUUUUCUAAACUGUUGAGCAUAUCGUCAAGUAGACACCAAGAGAGUGAUCAUGUAUCCAGAGAAUCCAACAGCCAUCUUGCCGACAGUGUAAACGAGGAGCAAGUAGGUAUAAAAUCGACCUCUUCGACAGCUUCAAAGAUUCAGAAUGGGAAGACGUCCACUCAGGAAGGAAAAGCUACAAGGUCGCCUGUGGAAAGUAGAAUGGUGCUUCCUUCUGUGAGGUUCACCUACACAAAAACAAAGGACCAAAAACAGAGGCCCGAAUCAGGAGUAUCUCUGUCGUCGUCCACGACGGAACAAACAGAAUUAUCGGGCUCGUCCUUCUCAACACUGCGGACUAUAGAGUCGUCAGAGGAGUCCAAGUCGUCUAGUACCCGGUCUGCGGCCGUGACAACCACCACGGGGUCCAGUUCGGGGGAAAGCGAGUCUUCCAAACGGUCGACAGGUCCCGAGCUCCCGCCAGUCAACCCCUCCCCUAGCCCUACCCUCAUGGCUUUCCCUAGCGACGGCAUCGCCAAGUUUUUCACCUCGUGGGCUCGCAGCUUUGCGGAGAGCGUCAACAACGACGACGACCAGAACUUGUCAACGGACAUCUUUUCCAGAUACAGCCUCAACAAGAGAUCAUUCCUCAAGGCCAGAACUCACAACAGCGCCCGCGAAAAUCCCUCUAAUCUUCAACAUCUUAAUAAAGACUCCCGGACUUCAAGAAGCGCGCCUAGUUUGACUGCUGCUCAAGACGCUGAAGACAUGUCUUCAAAGGAUGGUGACUCUUCUCUCCUGAGAGAUCCCAAGUUUGCGGAUGGAGCCGUCAGUCCCAGUAAUUACCCAAUCAGAGACGUGUUGCCUAACGGGAUACCUGUGCAGCGGGGCCUGCCGGGAAGGAAACUGAAGGCCCCGGAUGUAUCCACUCCGACCAAGAUCUCUCUGCAGCAGGGAUGGCGGGAAGACGACCUGUCCGGCUGGAGCACGCCGCCCAUGUACCAGGGGGAUGUCAUUAUAGUUAAAGACGGGGUGGACCUGGAGAAACUAAGGGAUCAGAAUACGAACGGCCCUCCGGCUUUUCGUCCUCAGCAUUUGAAAACUCCGCUGCAGAGAGCGCGAGACAUCGUGCAAAGGAGGCUGGGUAAUCCUGUCACACAGCCAGAGGUACAUAUCAGCAGUUCUCCCACUGCGAGUCCUCCCCGCCGGUGGAAAAGCUCCUACUCCAACAUGUACGAACCGACCAAACAGCGCAGCGGGGAACUCAGGGCACAGUCCGAGCAGAGCCCGAGGGCACACGCCAAACACACCCUCGGGCAGCAUGACGUCACUGACCCAGGGCAGAGGGUGAUCUCCAGACCCAGUCGGGACGGAGUGCAUCGGAAAAUCGAGAAUCCCCCUCCAUUACGGGACAGGCACGAACUGGCGUCACGUGAUCCCUGGAACUACGUCAUGCAAUAUAUGGGGCGUGCCCCAGCGGUCAAGACAUCCAACGCUCUCAGACACUGAUCUUAAACACAUUUAAUUUAUUUCUCUUCCUCAAACAUACAUUGACAGGGAAAUACACACAUAUACAUGUCUAUAUACCCUGAAUUACGUAGGUUUGUUACAAAACAUUGUGCUUACUACAUGUGCUGAAUAUCACAUGUGCAUGAGACUGACAAAAAUGCAUUAUAUAAUAACAAACACUAAACAAAGAUCCGAGCUCACAGGCUGAUGGUUGGACCAGGAAAUAGAGUUAUUAUAGAGCCUAACUGCAGUGUGCAGGAAUGACUGUUUCAGUCGUUCAGUUCUGGCCUUGGGAAGAGUGAACGCAUUAUUGUUCCUCAGUUGUCUGCCAGUGGCGGUGCGUCUUUGAGGAGGCACAGGAUCAUGCAGUGGAUGAUCUGGUUUUAACAUAUUAGAAUCGUCUGUAAACUACGACAUGUGACCUGUUUCAAUAUCUGUAUGAAUAGGCCACAAACCUGUUGUGCAGUACUAGGUUAUCAUAUAUAGAACGUUACAUAAUAUGUAUGUAUAGUAAAUGUACAUGGUUAAAUACAAACACUUUGGGGUAUCAGUGCAGAUGUGAAGUUAAAAUGGGUGCUGCCGUGAGCAGAAACUCUUGCUGGCUAAUCUACGGCAUUGUUUAGAUAUUCUAGUGUUAAAUGAAUAUAUGAACCUGAUUAUGAUGAUUCAAUAAAUGUCACGAAAGUACACCAAAAACAUAACCACGUUAUCAUACAUAUAUGUGUCUGACAUGAAAUACAUCUAAUGUUCAAUUGAUAACUUUGGCAUCUGUAUGUAUAAGCAGAAUGCCGACUUCACAUGGAUACAUUGUCAUAUGCAUUAUAAUAUGAAUAAUGCGCAGAACACGGUAUAAUAAACAAUACAUCCGUUAUCAUUGUUUCCUCAUCAUAAGGUAGGUUGUAUUGUUUCAGAAGACGGUGUAACUGAAACUACUAGUUAAAACUCCUAAGUUUUGUUCAUUCACUGCAAAGCCCAUCAAACGGCUUCCCCUGGCGCCCAAUGUUAUAUUGCAGUCACAGGUAAUUCACACAGAGUUU
Branchiostoma belcheri (Belcher's lancelet) is the source of this 3412-nucleotide messenger RNA. RefSeq lists its product as uncharacterized. NCBI's taxonomy places the organism in Eukaryota, Metazoa, Chordata, Leptocardii, Amphioxiformes, Branchiostomatidae. The record is from RefSeq and is a predicted model, not a curated record. The transcript is spliced from 8 exons. The coding region runs from base 345 to 2375 and encodes 676 amino acids.